This is a messenger RNA of Parascedosporium putredinis, 720 nucleotides long. The record is from the annotation of a GenBank genome assembly. NCBI's taxonomy places the organism in Eukaryota, Fungi, Ascomycota, Sordariomycetes, Microascales, Microascaceae.
AUGGGCAUCUCCGAAGUGAUAGCCAGCCACAUUGGCCCGUGGCUCUUCAUGCUGCUCGCCCUCUGGCACCUCCCCGGCACAAUUGCACGCGCGGCCCGCACCGACGGCCUGCUCGCCCUCUUCCGGCUCUCCGCGCUCCGGGACGCAUGGUUCUUUGAUUUCUGGAGCACAGUGAGCCGCGAUAUCCGCGCCGGAGGCGGCGAGAUGGUGACGGCGCUGCCCGCCGCACACCCGUCCCUCAGCGGCACGGUGCUCGAGAUCGGGGCGGGCACGGGCUUGUGGUCGAGUUUGCUCGCGCGCGAGAUCCCCGGCGUCGAGCGUGUGUUUGGCGUGGAGCCGAACCCGGAGAGCCUGGCGGUGCUGAGGAAGAGGGUGGCGGAGGCGGGCUUGGGGGAUAAAUACGUUGUCGUGCCGGCGGGCGUCGAGGACCGUGCCGGAGCCGCGAAAAGUCGCGGAGGAGGUCUACGGAUAUUUGAGGGAGGGGGCCGUUGGUACGUGUACGAGCAUGUGCGAGCUGAUGGGGUCGGGUGGUGGAUAAGGCUCUAUCAGGGUUUCCUCAAUCUGUUCUGGCCCUUCUGCAUCGGCGGAUGCCAGUUGACGCGACCUACCAGGGAUUGGCUUCUCGAGGCGGGACCGUGGUCCGACGUGGACUUGGACAGACGCGCCGACGAGCCCUGGCACCAGUGCCUACCUCACAUCAUGGGAACCUUGACGAAGUGA